AUGGUGGCCGGGGGCGUGCAGAGCGUGGAGGACGGGGGGCUCUACGCCACCCAUCCCUCCUACUACCCUCAGUUCUACUCCACGCUCCUCCCGCCCGCGCCGCCUGGAUCUUACUCCUCCUCUAACUACUCCUCCUCCACCUACUCGUCCUCGGGACAGUCCUCAGACUGUUCCUGGCUGAGGCUGGAGGGCGUGGAGGGGGUGUGUGUACCUUCUCCUCCCGGCCGCGCGCGUCACCCCAGAUGCACCUGCCCGUCCCCUGAGUCUCUGCGGCAAGCACGGAAAGCUUUAGCGGCACGGAGGGUUCGUGCCUCUCGGGACCCUCGAUGUACGUGCCCUAGCCCUACUGGUAGCCGUGAUGCCAGCCCUUGGAGCGGCACGUCCCCUUCGCCCCCCUCUACCCCCGCCACCGCCUCCCCCCCGCCUCGUCACCCUCGCUGCACGUGUCCAGACCCUGACAUCUCCAGAAAGCUGACGUCAACACGCCGGGCUCGGUCUGCCAGGGACCUACGGUGCACGUGCCCCACCUCCACCACACCCCCCACCUCCACCACACCCCCGCCCACCAAGGAACCCAAGUGCACGUGCCCACCACACCUCCAGCAGCAGCCACAGGAGCAGCAGUCGAGGAGGUCGUCCAAGGGGAGGCUGGUACACGCCGUGCUGCUCAACUACCCUGGCAGCACGGCCAUCAGCACCGACCACGGCGACUUCGUGCGGCUCUCAGACUCCCCAGCCAAGAUCGUGGAGAAUCAGCGGCUUCUCAAGACUCGCGGGAAGGACAAGAAAGGCAAGAGCAACGAGAAGGACAGAGGGACGAAGAGUGAGGAUGAGGAGGAGGAGAGUGAGGGAGGCGACAAGGGUGGAGGGACAGAAGACUCCUCCUCACAGCCCUCCUCCCCGGCCCGUCGCGUCAAGGAUAAGUUGUGCCACCUGCGACACAAGGUGGUGAGUGGUGUGGCCGCCCUCACCGCCGUCCGGGGACACCACGCCCACAACAAGGAGAACGAGACGCGCACGUGUCACUGUGACGCUGCUGGAGAAACCAGGAUGCGAGGCCGCAUGCCCGGGGUCGUCACAAGAAUACUUCCCCCACCGGCGCCUUCUGAAGGAGACGCAACACCCCAACAAAAAGCUGAGGCUAAACCUGGUGCUGAAGACUCGCCGGGGAGUGAUGGCACCUUCCCUCUGGAGGAUCUACCUCAGCCAAUUAUCGAGGACUUGUGUUCACCUUUGGGUGAAGUGCCUCCCCUCAGCCCCCCGGAGCGGAUGUGCACGCCCGUCAUCCGCGAGAACCUGCUACACCACCCCUUAACACGACACAUGCUCAACCUGGGCAGCGACGCCACCCUCGCCUCCUCCAGCAGUACUCCUACCAAGGCAGCUGAUAAAGGCACUGCCUCGGCGGAGGAGGAUGAAUCUGGCGUGUUAGUGAGGAACCUGCGGGUCCUACAGAAGCUGAGUGCCUCACACGGACACCUGAAUGCUGACGAUGAUGGCUCCCUCAGCAGGACCAGGUCCCUGGAGCUGUACGUGAAGGAUCUGGCGGUGCGGACGGCCAGGCAGCCGCCGCCCUCUCUGGGUGGGUCAGUCCUCCACCUCAGUGCCGCCCAAAAUGCCGAUAAGCAGCGGUGGACCAAAAAGAUCUUACCACAGUCGCCACCCCCCGGCAGGAGGCAGACUAGAGACAGUGGUUUACACUUCUCGACGCCGUGCAUCAGUACCGGGGGCGGCACCUGCUUCUCCACCACACUCAACACUAAAGUCAGUGACUCGAGCUCCGUCGAGGAGCUGGCCGAGGUAGAAACUGGCCCAGACUACGAGAACGUGGCCUUCCAUAACUCAGGUGGUUACGUGAUGCUGAGCAAGAGACUACUGGACCAGUGGCAGCUCUCCUACGAGGCCUGCCUCCCCCCUGACCAAACCUUUAUAGAUAACGCGGGAGGGGCGAGUGUAGAGACUGCGAUCCCACCAGUGACUGUGGCAGAUAUCUGCCAAACACACGUACCCUUUGCCCAUACGCCAGGAUUAUCCACCAGUCUCUCGCGCUCUUCCAACUGGCUCCUACCCUCCUCCACCUUGCCGCCUCCCACCACCCACGCGCCUUCAGUUCUUUACACCAGCACCCUGCCCUCCGCUUCACCUAUUCUGUCCACGUCCCCGCGCCCGUCCUCGCCCCUGCCCACCCCCGCCACAACGCUGCACGGCCUGGCGACGCAGCACGUGGGCGGCCUGAUGGACGCGAUGGAACACUCCCCCAGGAGACCCAAACUGGACCAGAAGCCCCAAGAGAAGCGAGUUGACACCCUGAGGAAGAAGAAGAAGGAGGACAUCUGGCUGUUGAGAAGCCACCUGCCGCAGAGAACGCUACACCUGCGACGACACAGUGACGUCGCCACCACACACUUCAGACCCAGAGGUGAGUGGCGGAGACGACUUCACAACCAUACAG
Homarus americanus (American lobster) is the source of this 2452-nucleotide messenger RNA. RefSeq lists its product as uncharacterized. The record is from RefSeq and is a predicted model, not a curated record. The annotation marks the transcript as partial. The transcript is spliced from 3 exons. NCBI's taxonomy places the organism in Eukaryota, Metazoa, Arthropoda, Malacostraca, Decapoda, Nephropidae.